Hansenula ciferrii is the source of this 1080-nucleotide messenger RNA. Its product is annotated as aldo/keto reductase. Bases 1 to 1080 code for a protein of 359 amino acids. NCBI's taxonomy places the organism in Eukaryota, Fungi, Ascomycota, Saccharomycetes, Phaffomycetales, Wickerhamomycetaceae. The record is from RefSeq and is a predicted model, not a curated record. The transcript has a single exon.
AUGUCAGAUGAAAAACAAUAUGUCCCAUGGGUAAACCUUGGUAAAUCAGGUUUAAAAAUUUCCAAUGUUAUCAUUGGUGCAAUGUCAUUUGGUUCAAAAGGUUGGAUGGAAUGGGUUGAAGAUGAUGAAGAAAAAAUCUUUAAAAUUUUGAAAAAAGCUUAUGAUCAUGGUAUUAGAACUUAUGAUACAGCUGAUGCUUAUUCAAAUGGUUUAUCAGAAAUUAUUUUGGGUAAAUUCUUGAAAAAAUAUAACAUUGCAAGAGAUAAGGUUGUUAUUUUAACAAAAGUUUUCGGUCCAGUUGAUGAAAGUUUAGGUCAUGACUUUAUGUUCUUUACAGAUAUUAAAACUGAAGAAGAUGCUAUUAAUUUAGCAAAUAAUAGAGGUUUAUCAAGAAGACAUAUUUUGGAUGCAGCUGAAAAUUCUGUUAGAAGAUUAGGAACUUAUAUUGAUGUUUAUCAAAUUCAUAGAUUUGAUCCUGAUACCCCACAAGAGGAAACUAUGAAGGCUUUGAAUGAUGUUGUUGAAAAAGGUCUUACUAGAUAUAUUGGUGCUUCAACUACUCGUGCUGUGGAAUUUGUUGAAUUCCAACAUAUUGCUGAAAAAAAUGGAUGGCAUAAAUUUAUUUCAGUUCAAAGUUAUUAUAAUUUGAUUAAUAGAGAAGAUGAAAAUGAAUUAAACUAUUAUGCUAAAAAGACAGGUGUUGGUAUUAUUCCAUGGUCUCCAUUAGCUGGUGGUGUUUUAGCAAGAGAUGUUGAUUCUGACUCUAAUUUAACAAAAAGACAAAAAGAUGAUAAAUUUGCGAAUAGUAAUUUUAAUUAUAUUUUAAAAGGUGAUGAUCCAGAAAAAGCUGCUGAAGUUGCAAUCAUUAAAAGAAUUGGUGAAAUUGCAACUAAAAAAAAUGUUUCAAGAGCAGCUAUUGCUACAGCUUGGGUUAUUCAUAAAGGUGCUCAACCAAUUGUUGGAUUAAGUUCUGAAAAAAGAGUUGAUGAUUUAAUUGUUGGUGCCAAUUUGAAAUUGGAUGAAGAAGAUGUCAAAUAUUUGGAAGAACCUUAUAAACCAAGAGCUAGAGUCUCACAAUGA